AUGAAAACAUCGUUGCUUUUCACUUGGAUUCUUAACCUGACUGUCGUGUUCGCCCAUCCCAUGCAGAAACGUUCAUCCUCAAAACGCAACACCAGAAGUAGUGCUACAGUUGUCCCAUGUAUGGACAUGCAGAGUUUCGCGGGUAAUUACGAAUUUACGGCGGACGGCAGCGGCAGUGUGUGUGGACUUUAUUUAAUUUCACUUCCUGAAAAAUUAAUUGAGCUCGAAUUCCUCCACUUUGACGUUGAUUGUGAGGCGGGCGGACUUGUAGCGCUUGUAGAUGGAUGGGAAAUGAAUGGUCAGUUUUUCCCUCCGCCUGCUGACCAUCAUCUAAGACUUGAGCAACGAUACAUGACUUUUUGUGGACAAUCGAAACCAAGGAAAGUGCUUCUAUCAUCACAGAAUGUGUUACUCAUACAAAACAGAAUACCCGUCCAAGGUCAGGGAUUCACCGUCAGGGUCAACUUCAUCGAUAACCCUCAACCGUGCAAUGCCGUGUCAAUGUUUACCCAAGGAGUGCAUACUAUGAAGAAUUAUGGACAACGACGAAACUGUUCAAUGUCAAUUAUCUACCCCGAAUUGGUUCACCUUGUCUCCGUCGAUGUGGGCGUGACAGCUAAAAUGAACGAAGUUGAGGGCGACAUCGGCCUUUCAGAUCAGUGCCUGAACAGGAUGGGAAACGCCGACUUCGUGGAAGUGAGCGGAGCUAACGGAUUCGAAGUUGAGGCGAGAAACCAACGUGAGAUGGUUUGUGGUCUCACAGCUGGUGCUGAGAGAUCCGGAAUUCCCGUUGCCUGCACCAAUACCGUGAUAAGACUGGUCUCCAGCGGUGAAUACUUCAACACUGUUACGUUUGUUUAUACACAACCUAAACCGGAGGACCUCAUGCAAGACAUGGGCACGUGCUGA
Molecule: messenger RNA, 909 nt
Organism: Ylistrum balloti
Lineage: Eukaryota; Metazoa; Mollusca; Bivalvia; Pectinida; Pectinidae
Product: corticotropin-releasing factor-binding protein-like
Exons: 7
Coding region: 1-909 (302 amino acids)
Biological process (GO): negative regulation of corticotropin-releasing hormone receptor activity; negative regulation of corticotropin secretion; hormone-mediated signaling pathway
Molecular function (GO): corticotropin-releasing hormone binding
Source: RefSeq, a predicted model, not a curated record